CGAAGCAAGUCCGAUAUGGUUAUUUUAUUUGAUUAUCUUCGCCCGAAUCCGAAGCCUCGAUAUCUGAAUCGGUUCGGAUCUGAUGAUGAUGUUGGAGUCGUUAUCCGAUACCUCAUAAUCGGGUGGGAGUCUCGAGAGAUCGUCGACUCUCCAUAUGCCUCUUCGCCGCCUUCCUCUCUCCCUCUCCUCUUCGCGUCAUCGCCGGGCGCCUGUGGACGUCCUCUUCCUCCUUGCAUCACCGAUCGUACCCCUCGGAUCCGCCGUGACUCUGUUACAAGCAUCCAGGUUCUUCUUCGUUAUCGUCUAUUUCUCCUCCCGACAUUUAGAGAGGCCUUUUUGCGGACGAUCAGCGUGCGUGUAACGCCCCAACCAAGUUCAAGUUGCGUUGACCGGAGUAGUAUAUAUAUGCAUAUAUGUAUGCCAACCAUGGAGCUACCACUGUCGGAAAACAAGACGGGGGUCACCAUGGAGCUACCAGUUUCGGAAAAGAAGACAGAGCGCGAGCCAGAGCAGCAACCAGCAUCACCACCGCCGCAGGCUGAUGCCAAUGGCUUCAAUUUCCUUACCAUCAUCGCCCUCCUGUUCCUCACCGUCAAUUCGGCGGAUGUCGCCUACCGAUCGCGCCACGAUCCCCCGACGCUGGCCUUCGUGGUGUUCGCCUACUCUGACUUGAUGAUGCUCCUUUUUUGCCUCAAGAAGAUGGAACAGCUGCCACUGGAGGGGAGGGAGCGACUCAAGUUCCCGGUUUGGGCCCUCUCGACGGCUCUCAUCCUCGCGUUCUCGUGGCGGGUGGCGGAGAUAAUGCCUCUGGUACUGGCUGUCGUCGUCUGGCUAUUGUCGGGAUCCGUCGCCGUGGGUGGGUUUUAUGGGCUGUUCAUAUAUCGGGAGACGGAGGACGGUGGUGUCGUCGAUCAUGCUUAUUCUCUUGCCAAAACCAAUGAGCUCUCUCCCGAAGAGAAAGUCUAAUGCUGUGCACCGGGCAUUUAGUAUUCUUGAUCGCUCUGCUAUGCAGCUUGCACUGAGCAUGUAAUAUACUUAGUCGCUGCAUUUUACAUAACGAUCACACUUGGAAUAUAUAAUUCAAUAAAGCUAUCUAUGAGCUAAUUACAUAUUUUUCUCUUAGGUCUCUUUAGUGUUGUGAUUUUUAUUUUUUAAAAAAUUAUAUUGGAUCCUCAUAGUUUCAAAAUCAUUAUGAUUUAUUUCAUUUUUAA
Molecule: messenger RNA, 1211 nt
Organism: Musa acuminata subsp. malaccensis (wild Malaysian banana)
Lineage: Eukaryota; Viridiplantae; Streptophyta; Magnoliopsida; Zingiberales; Musaceae
Source: RefSeq, a predicted model, not a curated record